UGGGGAGGUGCUGAUGGGCUAAUGGGGGCCAGCUGGAGCCAAGGGCAACUGAAAUGGGAUAAAAGCAGAGGGCUUGGGUAGGUGGUGUGGAGUUUUCUCUUCUUGCUUUGUCAGCUGUGCUGUCCUUAUGGGCUCUCCAGAGCCAAGCUGCAGGGUGGUACCACCAGGCCCUGCAGGUGCCACAUCUUGGUGGUGCAGAAGGAUGUUUUGUGGCCGUAGGGGCACAGCCCAAGCUCUGUGUCCUGCUUAUGGUGGGCUGCGAUGUAGGGCUGUCCUGGUGCUGGCUGUUUGCUUGUCCAUCACUGUUCUGCCCCAUAUCCUGGGCUCACUGGUGGCCUUGUCCCCUGGUGCCUCAUACAAGAGCAGCAGCCUGGUGGCACUACAUAGGGAUCUGCUUGGCCAGUCCAGGAGGUCACAGGUGGUUGCUGAGGGCACAGUGGGGCACUUUCAUGGCAAAGAGGAUUUAUGCAAUAGGACAGAUACUGAGAGCCUGGCAACUCCAUCUGGGACCGCAACACCAGGGCUGGGCACUGACAGCAUGACUUCAUCCAACCCACCUGCAUCCAGCAGCUUCUCCCACAUCCAGAAUGAGACUCUUGAUGUUGCAACCCCAACAAGGAGCCAAAGACUGGAGCAAACUUCCCAGCUGGAGACCCUUCUAGAUGUGUCCUCAGUACUGCCAACAGCAGGGACAUCCAGCUGGGAUGGAUCCCAUCCUAGCACUGUGUGGGCAUCUGCUGUCACACCUGGAGGAGCAGAAGUUGCUCUGGUGGUGGGCACCAUCGGAGCUGAGGUUCUGGGAAAUGGACCUGAGCUUACAGGCAUCGUUUCAUCGUUGUCUCCUAGUGCUGCAUCUGAUGGUGUCAGCCAUGUGCUGGCUUCAUCCCUUCCUACAGAGGGGCUCAGGGGCUCUGCUGUCACCUUUGAGGAACCCAGUGAUCCAUUCCCUGCACACCAGGCUGGCCCAUCGCUCACUGAAGCUCCUUCUGUCCCCGUGUGGAUGUGGUUCCCCAGCACCACAGCUUCUACUGAGGCUGGGGAAAGCCUGACAUCUACUGCUACCACCCCACAGCCUGGAGCCACCAAAGCCCUGUGUCAGCAUGGAGCAGCUGCUGGGGUUUCCUGGUAUCCAAAAGCAGAAGAUGUGACCCAGGGCUCCCCAGUGGGGCUGACCACCCAGAUGCCAUCCCCAGCAGCACCUCCAGAGUACACUCUGGGCUCUGUGCAUCCUCCCAGCUUCAAGCCUCCUGCAGUAGGACCUAGUACCAGUUCUCCAUCCUCAACCUACCUGCCAGCUUCCAUUGCUAUCUCUCAUGCCCCAACUAAGCCAACACUGCUUACAUCUGCUGCUCAUCCUAAGUCUAGCCCUUCUCUUGCCACCUCCCAGCACCCCUUUGCAGACGGAGAUGAUGUUCCCAAGGCCACCAGCUGGGUGGUAGGAGAAGCCUUCACUACAGAACAACUUGUGAGAACUGUGGGCAAUGCUGGAUCCAUGGUGACAAAGAUCCCUGUGCAUACUCUGCCCUUGAGCUUCAGGCUCUUGGGUAUUGCCUUCACUAGAGACCUAAGCAAAAAGUCUUCGAGGAGCUACAAGGAGCUGGAGAAAGAAGUGAGGAUGAUGCUGCACCAGAUACUGUCCACCUAUGAUACCUUCCUGCAAGCAAAUAUCCUUGGGUUUACGAAUGGCUCAGUGCUGGUGCAAGCACAGGCUGUGUUCCAGGUGGAGGCUCCCAGCAUCUCCCACCUCAUCCGCACACUGGUGGCAGGGGCAAGGAGAGGGCAUGAUGCCUUCAGCUGGUGGCUGGAGCCCCAUUCCAUCAGCUCCAAUGGUUUCACAUUGGAGAGCCUGGACCCUGAGAAGCUGUCCAUCUCCUUCACAGUGCUGGGUGGGAUGGAGCCUGCAGAGAGGCUGGUUGGUGAGGUGAUGAGGUCUCUUGGUGCCCUCUACCCUGUGAGGAACGUCACUGUUGGCCAGCUCAGAAACAUCAAUGGGGACCUGGAGGUGGCUGGGGACAUCUACCUGGACACCACCACUCAUGCCAACACCACUGCAGUCCUGCAGGCACUGACUGCUCUUGCCUUGUGCUCUGUGGACCUGAGCUCGCUCUCAGUGCAGGGGACCAGGCUGCAGCUGCAGGUUUACCCAUUCUCCUUCCUGGUCACCAACCGGCGUUACAGUGGGGAGCUGCUGGAUCCACUCACUGCUGAGCACCAGGAGCUCAGGAGGGCUCUAGGAAAUGUGGUGGCAAAAGCACUGAGAGACAACGAGAGCUUCCUGCAAGCAGUGAUAAGAGGAUUCCUGCCUGGCACCCUGCUGUGCCAUGGGGAUGUGGUGUUCCAGCCCCCCGCUCCCAGCAGCCUGGAGGUCCUGGAGGCUCUUGUUCUUGCAGUUGGGCCAGACAAGGCUUUGGCUGACUCAGACUUCCAGGUGGAUCCAUUCUCUAUUUCUAUAGGAGAGGAAACCCUGGAGCCCCCUCCUGCCCCUGGCUUUCCUGAGUACGGCGUGGCCAUCAUAGUUGUGUGUAGCCUCAUCAUCAUCACCAUUUCUGUCAUCCUACUGGUGUGCCUGAGGAACAAGAGGUUUGGCUGGAGCGAUGUGGCCAUCCUGUGGGACAGGAGAGACCCUGAAGCAGGGACACAGACCCUUGAAAUGGAGAACCAGGGGUUCUGGACAGCCUCUGAUGAGGUCACUGAAGAGAUUCAUGAGCAGAGGGAAUCUGCGGCCUGUUGAGAGGAUGAUGUGCAGCUGUGGGGCCUGAAGCAGAACCAGAGUCUGUUUGGGUGGGAGGAAUACUGAGAAGCUGUUCUGCUCAGCCUCUGCUUUGGGAUGUUCUCUGAUUAUAGCGUAAGGAAAGAUUAAUUUGUAUGUUUAACUUUAAUAAACCCUUUAUAAACUAUCA
Messenger RNA from Coturnix japonica (Japanese quail), 2900 nucleotides. RefSeq lists its product as uncharacterized. Lineage: Eukaryota; Metazoa; Chordata; Aves; Galliformes; Phasianidae. The record is from RefSeq and is a predicted model, not a curated record. Gene Ontology annotation, biological process: visual perception.